Prorocentrum cordatum is the source of this 300-nucleotide messenger RNA. The record is from the annotation of a GenBank genome assembly. Lineage: Eukaryota; Dinophyceae; Prorocentrales; Prorocentraceae.
GCCUCCAACCUCUGCCUCCACGAGUGCGAGGAGCACAUCGCCCUCGCCGCUCUGCCUCGGCCCGAGGCGGCGGCCGCGGCGGGCCCCCCGCCUGGGUCGCGGCGCCCGCCGCAGGGGACCGAGGCGACUCGGACGAGGUGCACCCGCAGAGGCUGGUCGGGCGGAUGCCGGCGAGGCUGGUGCAGCGGGCUCGGCCAGGACGCGGCAGAACAGGCGGGCGCUGGCUGCCGGCGCCCGGCAGCCGGCGGGACCUCCGACCCCUGGCGUGAAGAAGCAGAACCAAGCGCGCGCGCGCCGUAA